Molecule: messenger RNA, 8107 nt
Organism: Strongylocentrotus purpuratus (purple sea urchin)
Lineage: Eukaryota; Metazoa; Echinodermata; Echinoidea; Camarodonta; Strongylocentrotidae
Product: NFX1-type zinc finger-containing protein 1-like
Exons: 4
Coding region: 1-6189 (2062 amino acids)
Biological process (GO): regulatory ncRNA-mediated heterochromatin formation
Cellular component (GO): nuclear RNA-directed RNA polymerase complex; nucleus
Molecular function (GO): zinc ion binding; helicase activity
Source: RefSeq, a predicted model, not a curated record
AUGUGGGGUGAUGAUGAUGAUGAUGACAACGGAAGCCGUUUUGCGUAUCGUCCUAACUCGAGAGAUGACCGUGAGAAGAGAAGACGAAGUGGAUUUCGAAGGGAUGGGACCAGAGGACAAGGCAGAGGAGGUGUAACGGGUGGAGAUAACGUCAUGUGGGGAAGACAGAAGAGGAGGGAAGUAAGUCGUGAUAGAGAAGACGCCAUGAAGGCUAAAAGAUUCAGGGGAGAUAACUUCCGAAAAGGAAGGGACACAGAAGGAGCGAGAGGAAGGGGACAUGAUGGAGAGAGAGGAGCUGGAAGGGAAGUUGGAGGCCAAAGAGGCGGUAACAGAGGAGGCCCAUUCCGCCAGCGCUACGACAGGCAACACGACGGACAGCGAGGCGUUCGGCCUAGAGGCCGCUGCCAAAGAGGGGACAACGUGGCUCAGAACGCAGCUAGAUCUAGAAGAGAAGGCUAUCGGACACGGGAAAAUACUAGAUAUGGACAGACCCAAGGAAAAUACCCAAAUAUCCAAAGUAACUUCAGACCACUAAGUUCCACACUUCUCAUCGAAAUACUUGAAAAAGACCCUUCCGAGGCCGCUACAGAACUUGGGUCCCUAAAAGGAAGCCUUCAAGCCAGUCUCAAUGAAGACUUGAUGAAUGAGGUACAACAGCAUCGUCUUUGGGGGGCUCUAGCAUUUAUUUGCGGAGCUCUAGGUACAGAACAAACAGUGAUCAUGCUCCUGACAAUGGCCCUCGAGUCCAAACUCUGUCGUCAGCAUUUACUCACGUUUUUGACCAAUCUCAGGCGUCCAAGAGAGAACAUCGACGGAAGACGGUUAAACCUUUUGAAGAAUGUCAUCACUGUCUUCCACUCAGCCAUGCAAAGUUUGCCAAGCCGUGCUUCAGAUCUCAAAGUUGCAGUCACUCUCAUCUCCGAUGCUGUAGCAGACAUGGAUGAAGACGACAAACGUGAUGACAUCAUGGAGUCAAUAAAGUCGUUGAGUAGUCACAAUGAGGACAUUGAAAAAGAAAGGGAAAGAAAGAGACAGAUGGACCACAUUUCUGAGAACCCACCUCCUGACGACUUCCGCCAGCAAGACAUUCUUCCCACUGUCAAGGAAUUGCAACCCGGAUAUAAGCCGUUUCUCCGUCCUCAUCUGACUAGGGGUGUAUAUGCCGAUGCAGACCACUACCUGGAUGUUCAGUUCAGACUCCUGAAAGAAGACUUCGUCUACCCUCUUCGCAAUGGGAUAUCAGAGUACUUAACUUUCAAGAAGGCGAACCCUGAAAGAAGGGCCAAACUUCAGGAUGUGCGAAUCUACGAGGAAGCCCAUUACGUAAAAUCUGUCCGUGAUUUCUCCGGAAUUUCACAUUACAUGGCCUUUAAGAAGUUACCUCGUGUCCGAUGGCAAUCGACAAAACGACUCAUGUACGGAUCAUUGCUCAUCCUAUCAACGGAUGAUUUUAAGUCCUACGUAUUUGCUACAGUGGCCAAACGGGACGUAGAAGAAUUAGAAAAGGGAAUGGUAGCUAUAGCAUUGGUCGACCAAGAAGAUGCAUCAUGUCUACAUAAUAAGAGUUUUGUGAUGGCAGAGUCCUCUGUCUUCUUUGGAGCUUAUCGCCCAGUUCUCCUGGGUCUCCAGCGAAUGUCUGGCCCAUACUUGCCGUUUUCCCAAUACACCUUGAGCAUGUUCCAUGAUGUAAAGCCACCCAGGUAUCUCCAAGAUUUGAUGGUAACUGAAGACGGUGAAAUUCCAUGUAGUAUUGAUAUCUCACCUCUGCUGAAAGGCAUACCACGAUGCUCUCCACUAGUUGAUGUGCCUGGCGAUGGUGCUUGGCCUGAUAUUGACGAUGUACAGCUCGACCAAUCACAAUAUGAAGCUGCCAAGACUGCUCUCACCAAAGAACUUUCUGUCAUACAGGGUCCCCCAGGUACUGGCAAGACUUUCAUAGGUCUGAAAAUUGUAGAGACCCUUCUCCUCAACAGAGAAAUCUGGUCAAGUGAAGAGAAACCUAGCCCAAUAUUACUUGUGUGCUGCACAAAUCAUGCACUGGAUCAAUUUCUGGAGGGGAUCUUAACAUUAAAUUGCUCUGGCAUCGUACGAGUUGGAGGCCGUAGCAAGAGUGAGCGGUUGCAGUCGUUGAACCUUAAACGGAUGGUUGGUCGGAGGGGACUACAUGGUGAAGAGUACGUUCAACGAAGGAUUCGUCAUGUCAAGAAAGAAGUUGACGCUACAAAGAGACGUGUGGAGAGAACGCAAGCCAGAAUAGAGGGUGCAAGAAAUGGGAUCAUCAACGAGUACGAACUAGGCCCGUUCAUGUCAUGGCAGCAUUACAACAGCCUCCUGCGUCUUUCUCAUUUGAAACAGUUAAACUCCUGGCUCGUAAAGUGGCUUCUCUGUGACUGUGAAUAUGACAGGGAUUGGAACCAGCAAGCAAGACAGGAUACACUAGAACAGAGAAAUAACCAGCAAGGAGAAGAGAGGAUAGAAAGCACAAAGCCUGAUCCUGUGCCAAAUGAAGCAACAGUUAAGGUAGAAUCCGAACGAAGUGCCAUCGAGUCUGAAAGAAUGAUUGAUGGCGAAUAUGGUAAGGAAGAUUCUGAUGAAGAGGAAGACGAAGACUACCCUUUCCUAGGCCUUGACUUAAAUGAUCUGAACAAAGCAGAGGACGGUAUCUUGCGGAGGUUCAUCCAAAGGAAGAUGUCUGGCAAAGAUGUUCUCGAUCCAGGUGCUCUUCAAUCAAUAAUGGAUAUUUGGAGUAUGUGUUCAAAUGACCGCUGGGCACUCUACCAUAUUUGGUUGCAUAACUACCUUCAACAGUUGAAAGGAAAACUGCCAGCCUAUGAACUCCAAUUCAAGAAAUCUUGUGGUCAGCUUGGUGAAGCUAAAGACGUAGAGAAAUACCAAAUCCUUCGACAGGCAACUAUAAUCGGUAUGACUACAACUGGAGCAGCUAAUCACCAGCAGGUUUUGCAGAGAGUCCGGCCAAAGAUUGUAGUAGUUGAGGAGGCAGCUGAGGUACUGGAGGCACACAUCAUCACGGCAUUAAAUGCAUUCUGUCAACAGCUCAUUCUCAUUGGAGAUCAUCAACAACUUAGACCAAAACCGAACGUGUACCACCUGGCCGAGAACUAUCAUCUGGACGUUUCAUUGUUUGAAAGACUUAUCAACAAUGAAUUUCCUUACUCACAGCUUGAGCUGCAACAUCGGAUGCGUAUCGAACUGUCGAAUCUGAUGAGAAGGCACUUCUACAGCAACCUUCGCGACCAUGAAACGGUGAAGCGAUACGAAAGUUUGAAAGCAGUUCAAAAAGAUAUCUUCUUUCUAGAUCACGCGGAACCAGAAUAUGAAAUGGAAGAUACACAGAGUCACUACAAUCUCCAUGAAGCCAGACUCGUAGUAGCGUUGUGUAAAUACUUCCUGCAGCAGGGGUAUGAACCUGAUAAGGUUACAAUCCUCACAGCUUAUACAGGUCAGCUACUGAAAAUCAAACACAUGAUGGAUCGUAGCAACUUUGAGGGAGUCAAAGUUACCUCAAUAGACAGCUACCAGGGUGAAGAGAAUGAUAUCAUUCUUCUGUCAUUUGUGAGGAGCAACAAUCAUGGGCGCAUUGGAUUCUUGGGGAUUUCGAACCGAGUCUGUGUCUCAUUGUCAAGAGCAAAGAAAGGGCUCUACUGCGUUGGAAACUUCACCCUCUUUGCAGAAAAGAGUGAUCUAUGGAAGGGAAUAGUGAAAGAUCUAAAAUCAAUGGGAUCUAUCGGAGAUUCCCUUACGCUGCAAUGCACCAAUCAUCCAGAAGAGAAGACAGCGGUGAAAACUGCCGAUGACUUCAAGAAGGUACCACUAGGAGGAUGUAGUAGAGACUGUGAUACCAGGCUUGAUUGUGGACACGUUUGUCGAUUAAAGUGUCACUCAGCGGAUCUAAAUCAUCUCGUUUACAAGUGCAAGGCUCCUUGCUCCGAGGUUAUCUGUGAGAAAAACCACAAAUGUCCAAUGCUAUGCUCAGAUCUUUGCUCGACCUCUUGUUCAGUUAUUGUGGAGAAGAUUCUGCCCUGCCGUCAUGUCUGCAAAAGGGAGUGUAAUACCGACAUUCAGGUCAUUAUGUGCGAGGAAAAGGUUGACAAAACCUUAAGUUGCUCACACGUCCAAUCUCUUCCUUGCCACAUGUCAACGGCGGGACUUGAAAAAGAGUGCGAGGUCAUCAUCAACAAGGAACUGCAGUGCGGCCACAGAAAGACAGAGAAAUGUAAUGGAAGUGGUCGAUGUGAUGAGAUAGUCUUACAAGUUCUGGGAUGUAACCAUACCUGCCAAGCAGCGUGCCAUAAAGAUCCAAAGAACAUCAGAUGCGAGGAAAAUGUUGAGAAAACCCUACCAUGUGGACAUAUGCAUGCUCUUCUCUGUUCCGAAAGUAUUGACAAUUUUAGGUGCAAUACAAUUACCAGAAAAAAUCGUUCAUGUGGACAUGAAAUCAUGGAGAAGUGCUGCCAUAACAGUAAAUGUUCCGAACUUGUAGAGAAAACCUUGCUUUGCGGUCAUAAAUUUGAGAUGAAGUGUUCGACCGAAGUUGAAACAGUAGUAUGCGAAGCAAAGUGCGGUAAGCAGCUUCCAUGUGACCACACUUGCAAGCAAAGGUGUGGGGUGGAUUGCACUGAGAACUGCACAGAGAUGAUCACCAGAGAGGACUGGCCAUGCGGUCAUAAGGUAACCGUUAAAUGUUGUGAUGAAAGCGACGCAUGCUACAUCGCCUGUGAGGAGAUCUUGAUGUGUGGUCACAAGUGCAAAGGGACCUGUGGAAAAUGCUCACAAGGUCGUUAUCACCACCCCUGCAUUGAGACGUGUAAGAAAAAGCUGGUGUGCGGACAUGAAUGCGCCCUCAAUUGCGGUGCACCAUGUCUUUCAUGUGAAAAGAAAUGUCCUCGGCGUUGUCGCCACUCGCAGUGCAAGCAUCCGUGUAGUGAACCAUGUGAUGUUUGUACGAAACGAUGCAACUGGAAAUGUAAGCAUUACGAGUGUAAGACGUUGUGCUGCGAACCUUGUGACAGACCCCCAUGCAACAAGCCCUGUCCAAAGAAACGGAAAUGUGGUCACCCUUGCAUCGGCUUAUGUGGUGAGAUCUGUCCCAAUAAAUGUCGCAUCUGCGACGAAGAAGAUUUGGAGCAACGUUUCUUUGGGACCGAAGAUAUCCAGACGGCAAGGUACAUUCAACUAGAAGACUGUGGACAUUACUUUGAGGUAGGAGAGCUUGACAAGUUCCUUGGACUAAGCACACAAUCCGACGGUGCAGGAACAUUUACCAAAUUAUCGGUAAAAACCUGUCCAAGAUGCGAAAAACCCAUUCAGUUCAGUCGUCGCUACAGUAAUAUCCUGAGAGAAUCUUCAGCGAUUAAGCCGCGAAUCGUGGAAAAGCUACAGGAUGCUCGCAAUAGCAAUGAAGACAAACACCUCCUCCAUGAAGUCAACUUAGCCGUCAUGUCGGCGAGACAAACCAUUCAAAUUUUGUCACUCCAAUCGUCAACAGCGAUCUACUCAACGCAAUUUGGGGCAUUGGUAGAGAGUAGAAAAAUGAUAAACCGGCCAUUUUUGAACAAGCUUCAUGAACUUCUCCAGGUAUCAACAGAGGAACUGCACAGGCAUAGCGAGUCGUCACCGAAUGUGCUCGUAGAUCAACGCGCAAACGAUCUCUGGAAUGAGAUGAAUCGAGUGACUAUCAUGUGUGACUUGGCCGAAGUAUUGAGGGAAGGAGCAACAGAAUCAACCGAAGUACCCAGACUUCUCAAUAUCCUAGACCAGGACAGGAAUAUGACAUCAGGACAUGUCAUCCUUAACGAAAUUCGCACUGUAAAUGGGAUGAGCCAUACUGGCAGUAGCCUACGGACUUCUAAACGCCCUUCUCGUCUUUCCUUCGACGUAAACAUGUGGUUUACUUGUGCCAAAGGACAUCCCGUUUCGAAUGAUCAGCUCAAGGAGGACGCGUGCGAGGACUGCGUCUUGGAGAAGGAUGAGCAGGAAAGACCCCGCUCCGAGGUUUCUGCAGCUGUAGGACAACCGGAUGACCAAAGACAGAAUGUGCCCAGUCAUCGAGGUGUCGGUAGUCAGCAAGGCCAGCGGGGUAGGGGACGAGGACGUGUAAGAAGAGGUCGAGGUGGAAGGGGUGGUCACAAGAGAGACUACCAAAGAAACUAUGGCCCGUUUUAUGCCUGAAUAUGCGAUCAGAAUGUUCGUACAUAAGAUAUUGCUAGACAUUUUGCAGGAAGAUGUAUAUAAUCGAUAUAAAUCACGGUUUAUGAAUCCUACUGACCUUCGUAUGAAAGAUGUUUUACCCAGAUAUGCUUUAUUGAAAGAUCGUAAUUGAUUCGAGCUACAUGUAUAAUAUUUUUCAUUGAGAUGAAUAACGCCUGAGCAAUAAAUUGAUAACGAAUUCGAAGUAUACUGAUUUGCCGAAGUCUUUUUAAUCUGUUUAGAAUGUAUUGGUUUCAGUAUACUUUAUUCAAAUUAUUUUUCAUGAAUUAUUUUAAGGACUUAUGACAAAUAUGAAAUAUAUGAAAGAAAAGAACUUAUGAAAGAUAUUCCAUGUGCUUUGUGAGGUAUAAAUAAUCGUUUCGUAACGUAUGUAAAUAUUCUUUAUAUUUUCUGUUUUUAUUUUAAUUGGACCAAUUGUUUAACCCCACCUUUUCCCUGUUUAAUGAUAUUAAAUAAUAAUAAAAAAGUUACUUAUAAAGCGCUUACCACCGCCGUCUCUAAGCGCUAUUAAUACUUGAAUAGUAUGGUAGAAAUAUAGAAGAACGCAGAAAAAGUACAUGUCUGUAUAAGAAUACAAAUUCGUAUCAAUAUGUUGUAAAUAGAUCUUCACUUUCUUGAUCUUCAAUCAAGAUGCACUUAGGUGUACACUAGUUUAAGAAUUUGAAUUUUUGAAAUAUAUUGAUCGUAUCCAACAGUUCAAAGUUGUUUUAAUGCAAUACUGUACUAGAAGCCCUACCGCAGAAUCCCUUUUAGUGCCAUGUCAAGUCAACGGUAGCAGUAUGGUGUCGUUGGUUCUCGCAGCGAAGUGGAAAUCAAUUAUUUGAUUAUACACCGUUGGCAAGUUGACCGUGAGAAGGUUCUGUGCAAUUACUAGUAUGCUAGAACAGAAAGUUCAUCAAUUCAGGAUAGCUUUAAGUUAAGAUGGCACACAUGGGAACAUGUUGUUGUGUUUAAUAUGCAAUGUUGAUAAGGCUGAACAGUCUGUACACUUAAUUGUGUCUGAGAAAGGCGAAUUAUGAAAUUUAACAUAUGAAUUUCACUAUUGGUUGGUAUUACAUGAACCACCAUCCUACUAAGAAAACGCAUUGUAAAGCAUUGUUAAAAAUCACGACUUUCCCAUUUUAUCCCUCAAGAUGUAAAUAGAAAAUUGAUUUACAUGAAGGUUAUUUUGUGUAAAUCAUUGAUUCAUGCAGUUAGUUUUCAUGUAUAAAGUUUAUUUGACUACUCAUGCUUUUUUUGUAAUUGAUAGAUUUAAUUAGAAUCAAUAAUACUGUUAAGAUAAAAGAGUUAUGUAUACUCCUUGGUCAUUCAGCAGUUGACAAAUAUGUAUCGUAUCUUUAGAAAUAUUAGAAAGAAUCGUGACACAUUGGUACUGCUUUAAUAAAUUGUAUUGGUAGAUAUAAGCACUAAAAAAUAUAUAGAAUAACAAUAUUUUUUUUAUUAUGUAUAGAUAUCAAGAUUUUCAUUUAAGGUUUUGUGACAUUCUUCACUACAUAAAUUUCCAUCAUCUCAUACUGGUGAUCUACUAUAAUUAGCGUUGUUGAGGUUAAGAAAAGAAAAGCAACGUAUUAGAUGAUAGCCGAUCAAAGAAUAUACUUCUAAAUUGAAGAAUUUUUGCUGAUGACAAGUACUAAAAUAUUGAAAAAUUACUCUCAUUAUCAGAAUUUGGGAAUAAAGGUUAACAUUACUGUACAUUAUAUUGAUUUUCUAUCCUCACGGUCGUUUAUUAUAAUUGCAAUUUUAUAAUGAGAUUUAUGCAACCUAGGUUUAAACUCCCAAGUGUUCAUGAAACGGAACAGUAAAACAAUAUAAUCUCCCUUUUUUUGUUUGCACCAACCUUUCAUGUUUGAUAUGUGUGGAGUCCCAUGUACUCAUUUUU